Monoraphidium neglectum is the source of this 861-nucleotide messenger RNA. RefSeq lists its product as hypothetical. The transcript is spliced from 2 exons. The record is from RefSeq and is a predicted model, not a curated record. The coding region runs from base 1 to 861 and encodes 286 amino acids. Lineage: Eukaryota; Viridiplantae; Chlorophyta; Chlorophyceae; Sphaeropleales; Selenastraceae.
AUGGCGUUCACGCUGCCGGUCGCGGCCCCAUUCAGGGCCAUGCAGCUGCACGGGAGUGACGCGUACCCCGAUCACCUGACGCAUGCUGAUGCAACCCGCUUCGCCUCGGCUGCAAUUCUGGAGCUUUAUGAUAUCCUCAACGCCUGCGGGCUCGGUGACCGCAUCGACAUUCUAUUUGAUGCCGGCCACACGCUGCGCCGCCUGGCCGACUGGUCGCAGCUGCAGGCUGCCGCGGAGGCGAUCAAGGCCGCGCAGCAUGGCGGGCAGCCGGCCCCAGGGCAGCAGGGCGACUGGCAGCAGCAGUCGUCCGCGGCGGUGGCCCGUUUCGGCCCUGGCGGUGACCGCUCCGCCACGCUUCGCGCCAUGCUCAAAGACGCCAUCCUUCUCGCCUCCGCAGAGCUCCUCUCCGGCCUGCAGCUCGCCGCGGCCACCGCGCUGCUGGCACGGCACGGCGUCAACGUGGCCGCGCCUGACCUGCUGCAGCAGGGCCGCCGUUUGCAGGAGUCCGCGCAGGCGCUCGCGUCGGCGCAGCAGGAGCUGGCUCAGCAGCGGCGCGCGGCGGCAGAGGGGCAGGCCGCCGUCAUGAGGCUUUAUCAGCAGGUGAGCGCAGGGGCGGCCGAGCUGCAGAAGCAGGCCGUGGCACUUGCCAAGGCCAAUGCGGCGGUGCAGGCGCUCAAGAGGGCGCUCGUGGACAGGGGCAUGAGCGCUGCGGAGGUGGACGCCCUGGUGGCACACUCGCAGCACAACGGCGGGGCCGCAGAGCUGCCAAGCACUCGGGAGGGACCAGCUGCCCCGCAUGACGCAUCGCACCUGGCGGCGUCGCGUGGUUGCUCUCGCUCACCACAGAGUCCCGCUGAGUAG